AUGAUGUCCAAAGUUCAGAGCACCAGAAGGUUGACUUCGGUAAGGAACUUUUCUGUUUUGAAUAACAGAGUUCAAAAGUGGAAUGAAAUUCCGUUGGCCCCACCUGAUAAGAUCUUAGGAAUCGCUGAAGCAUUUGUCAAGGACAAUAAUACUAAGAAGAUUAACUUAGGUGUUGGCGCAUACAGAGAUAAUUCAGGAAAACCAAUCAUAUUUCCAUCCGUUAAAAAAGCGGAGAACGUGUUGUUGAAGACAGAGACUCAAAAAGAAUACACUGCAAUAACCGGCAGCAAAAACUUCCAAAGCAUCGUAAAGAAUUUCAUUUUCAACAAUUCUAAUAAGGAUACCAAUGGAGCUAAGCUAAUAGAAGAAGGAAGAAUUGUAACUUCCCAGACCAUAUCUGGAACCGGUUCUUUGAGGGUUAUAGCUGAAUUCUUGAAAAGGUUUUAUUCCAGCAAGAAUAUCAUAGUCCCAAAGCCAACAUGGGCGAAUCACAUUGCGGUAUUCACUGAUGCAGGUAUUCAAUCAGACUUUUACGCUUACUACAAUACCUCUAAAAAUGACUUAGAUUUUGAGAAGUUGAAGGAGUCUUUGAACAAUGCUCUGUCGGAAUCUAUUAUUUUAUUGCAUGCUUGUUGCCAUAAUCCAACAGGUAUGGACUUAACCAGCUCACAGUGGGAAGAAGUUUUGGAGAUUGUUCAAGCUAAAAAAUUAUUUCCUUUAGUUGACAUGGCCUACCAAGGUUUCGCCUCAGGAAACCCUUAUAAAGAUAUAAGUUUGAUUAGAAGAAUGAAUGAGUUGGUAGUACAAGGCAAAAUCCCAACAUAUGCCUUAUGUCAGUCAUUUGCUAAGAAUAUGGGUUUGUACGGCGAGAGAACAGGAUCUCUUUCAAUUAUUACUGAAUCCAAGGAACAAUCCGUUGCUAUUGAAUCUCAGUUGAAGAAGUUGAUUAGACCUAUUUACUCUUCUCCUCCAAUACAUGGGUCAAAGAUUGUGGAAACCAUAUUCGCAGAUGAGAAUUUGUUGAAUGAAUGGUUGUCUGACUUGGAUCACGUAGUUUCAAGAUUGAACACUGUCAGACAAAAGUUGUAUGAAAAAUUAGACAAGUCCAAGUAUAACUGGGACCAUUUGUUAAAACAGAGAGGUAUGUUUGUUUUUACAGGCUUAACUGCUAAACAAGUCAUUGAGUUAAGAGAAAAGUACUCCGUCUAUGCCACUGAAGAUGGUAGGUUUUCUAUUUCUGGAAUCAAUGAUAAUAACGUUGACUACUUAGCUGAUGCGAUCAACCAAGUAAUUAAUAAUUAA
Molecule: messenger RNA, 1302 nt
Organism: Priceomyces carsonii
Lineage: Eukaryota; Fungi; Ascomycota; Pichiomycetes; Serinales; Debaryomycetaceae
Gene: AAT1
Product: aspartate transaminase
Exons: 1
Coding region: 1-1302 (433 amino acids)
Biological process (GO): L-aspartate catabolic process; biosynthetic process
Cellular component (GO): mitochondrion
Molecular function (GO): L-aspartate:2-oxoglutarate transaminase activity; pyridoxal phosphate binding
Source: RefSeq, a predicted model, not a curated record